This is a messenger RNA of Arachis ipaensis, 1065 nucleotides long. RefSeq lists its product as uncharacterized. The record is from RefSeq and is a predicted model, not a curated record. Gene Ontology annotation, cellular component: mitochondrial matrix. Lineage: Eukaryota; Viridiplantae; Streptophyta; Magnoliopsida; Fabales; Fabaceae.
AGUCCAAGCGUGACACCCUAAAACCCUAAACCCUCUUUUACUCGUUUUGCUCCUCUACUCUGUCCAAACCCCAGCUCUCAAAUGGCCAUGUACACCGCGCUACGCCGUGCUUCCUCCGCCGUGAUCCCCCUGGCUCUCCGCCGUACUACGGCGCCAUCCUCUUCCAGAACCUUCCACAGCGUUCUCUCCGCUGGCGUCUUGCUCAGCGGACAGACAGCCACUCGUACUGUUGUAGCUCCUUCUCUUCGCGUCGCUAACAGCUUUGCGACGAAAACAAGUGCCGAUGAAAACCUCGUUCAAGUCCUUGAAUCUGAGAUCAAAUGCGCCUACGAUGAUAACCAAUCACAGCAUGUUGAAAUCCCGGAUGAUUUUCCUUUUGAAAUCGAAGACAAUCCUGGAGAAAGAACCAUACAACUUAAGAGACAAUACCAAGAUGAAACUAUUAAGGUUCAAGUUGACAUCCCUAAUGUAGCACUUGAGGGAAACGAGGAGGAUGAUGAUGAAGGAGAGAAGAGUAGUGAAUCUAGCAUUCCUUUAGUUGUGAGUGUCUUCAAAGGAAAUGGAGUGUGUCUCGAGUUUGGAGUGACGGCUUUCCCUGAUGAGAUUACCAUUGAUAGCUUGUCAGUGAAGAAUCUCAAUGAAUCUGAGGACCAGCUUGCAUACGAGGGACCAGAAUUCACUGAUUUGGAUGAAAAUCUGCAAAAGGCUUUUCACAAGUAUCUUGAGAUCCGGGGAAUCAAGCCCAGCACAACAAAUUUCUUGCAGGAAUACAUGUUUAGUAAAGACAACAAGGAAUACUUGGGGUGGCUGAAGAGCCUUAAGAACUUUGUUGAGCAAUGAUUUUAGAAAUGAGUUACUGUUUAAAGGGCAAUCAAAAGAUGAUAGAUCCCUUGUUAAAUUUAGGUGGAACAUUAGCAUGUUUCUUCGUGUAUCAUGAUGGGAUGAGAAGUACUGUGGAUUACUGGACUAACAAUUUUGAUAGACCUUAUUAUUGGUCACCAUUGUUAUUAUACUUAAAAUUUCACCCUUAAAUGAAAUAGUGUAUGGGUGGUUCUCCCAUUUGUU